Populus trichocarpa (black cottonwood) is the source of this 4185-nucleotide messenger RNA. Its product is annotated as putative disease resistance protein RGA3. Lineage: Eukaryota; Viridiplantae; Streptophyta; Magnoliopsida; Malpighiales; Salicaceae. The coding region runs from base 143 to 3958 and encodes 1271 amino acids. Gene Ontology annotation, molecular function: ADP binding. The transcript has 3 exons. The record is from RefSeq and is a predicted model, not a curated record. Gene Ontology annotation, biological process: defense response to other organism.
UAUACUUCUUGCUUUCAAGUUGAACGCAUCUCAUCAUUCAAAGACACUCUUCAUUUCAUCUCUAUUUCACAACUGUCGGACCAUUCUUAUCUCUCUUUUCCUCAAUCUUUCUUCUUUGAUUUCCCAAAGAAAACAAGAGAAUAUGACAGCAGAGCUCUAUCUUACGUUUGCCAUGGAGGAGACUUUGACAAGGGUCAGUUCCAUAGCUGCUGAAUGGAUCAAACUUACUUGGGGAUUGGAGGGACAGCUGCGAAAGCUCAAGCAGUCCUUGAUCAUGAUCAGAGAUGUGCUCCCAGAUGCAGCAAGAAGGGCAGUCAUAGACGAUUCUGUGAAGGUUUGGCUGGAGAAACUACAAGAUGUAGCUUACGAUGCUGAAGAUGUUCUAGACGAGGUUGCUUAUGAGAUUCUCCGUAAAGACCAAAAGAAGGGAAAGGUACGUGACUGCUUUUCACUGCACAACCCUGUUGCAUUCCGUCUGAAUAUGCGUAAAAAAGUUAAGGAGAUCAAUGGAUCACUGGAUGAGAUCUGGAAAGAUGCAGCCGGAUUUGGGCUGGGAAUUGCAUCUCUACAUGUAGAGAGUGCUCCUGAAGUUAUCCGGGAUAUAGACCGAGAGACAGAUUCCUUGCUUGGAAGCUCAGAAGUUGUAGUAGGAAGAGACAAUGAUAUCUCUAAAAUCAUGGAAUUGCUGAUUGGUUCGAUCGGUCAACAAGUUCUGUCUGUUGUCCCUAUUGUGGGGAUGGCAGGUCUUGGAAAGACUACCAUAGCAAAGAAAAUUUGUCAAUUAGCGAGGGAGAAAAACCAUUUUGAUGUGACUCUAUGGGUUUGUGUCUCUGAUGAUUUCAGUAAAAGGAGGAUAUUAGGAGAGAUGUUGCAAAAUGUUGAUGAAACUACAAGUAUGUUGAGCAAUCUACAUGCAAUUAUGGCAAAGCUUAAGAAAAAGCUGGAAAAGAAAACACUUCUUCUUGUUCUUGAUGAUGUGUGGAAUGAAGACUAUGAUAAGUGGGAUGAUUUGAAGGAGGGAUUGUUAAAAAUUAACAGCAUGAAUGGGAAUGCUGUUGUUGUUACAACCCGCAGUAAGAAAGUAGCAGACAUGAUGGAGACUUCUCCUGGGAUUCAGCACGAGCCAGGGAGACUUUCAGAUGAUCAAUGUUGGUCCAUUAUCAAGCAAACGGUGAGCAGGGGUGGAGGAGAAACAAUAGCUUCAGACUUGGAGUCUAUUGGAAUAGAGAUUGCAAAGAAAUGUGGAGGGAUUCCAUUGCUUGCUAAAGUUAUGGGAGGAACUCUUCACGGAAAGCAGGCACAGGAGUGGCAGUCAAUUCUAAACAUUAAUAUUUGGGAUUGUCAGGAUGGAGAUAAAGUUUUGCGCAUUUUUGAUUACUUGUCAUCGCCAUCACUGAAAAAAUGUUUUGCAUACUGUUCUAUUUUUCCUAAAGAUUUUGAAAUUGAAAGGGAAGAGCUGGUUCAACUUUGGAUGGCUGAUGGUUUUCUCAGGCCAUCAAAUGGGAGGAUGGAAGACGAAGGCAACAAGUAUUUCAAUGACUUGCUUGCAAAUUCCUUUUUCCAAGAUGUUAAAAGGAAUGAGUGUGAGAUCGUAACAAGUUGCAAGAUGCAUGAUCUAGUGCAUGAUCUUGCAUUACAGGUCUCAAAAUCAGAAGCGUUAAAUCUGGAGGAGGAUUCGGCUGUUGAUGGUGCAUCUCAUAUUCGUCGUCUAAAUCUCAUAUCUCAUGGGGAUGUUGAGGCAGCAUUUCCAACGGUUGAUGCUAGAAAAUUACGAACUGUUUUCUCAAUGGUUGAUGUAUUCAAUGGGUCUUGGAAAUUCAAAAGCUUGAGAACUCUCAAAUUGCGACGGUCUGAUAUCACAGAGUUACCAGAUUCAAUUUGCAAGCUGAGACAUUUAAGAUAUCUUGAUGUCUCAUGUACCAGUAUCAGAGUAUUGCCAGAAUCCAUCACCGAGCUCUACCACUUGGAAACAUUAAGAUUCACUGAUUGCAAGUUACUAGAAAAGCUUCCCAAGAAAAUGAGGAAUUUAGUGAGCUUGAGACAUCUUCAUUUUGAUGAUCCAAAGCUAGUGCCAGCUGAGGUGAGACUCUUAACACGCCUUCAAACUCUGCCGAUUUUUGUUGUGGGUCCAGAUCAUAAAAUUGAAGAGUUGGGAUGUUUGAAUGAACUAAGAGGAGCAUUGAAGAUAUGCAAGCUUGAGCAAGUUAGAGACAGAGAAGAAGCUGAGAAGGCAAAAUUGUUUGGAAAAAGAAUGAAGAAAUUGGUGCUUGAAUGGAGUGACGAUGAAGGUAACUGCUGUGUUAACAGCGAAGAUGCGCUGGAAGGCCUGCAACCUCACCCAGACAUAAGAAGCUUGACAAUUAAGGGUUACUGUGGUGAAUAUUUCCCAUCAUGGAUGUCUGCAUUGCCUCUCAAUAAUCUGACGGUCCUGAGAUUGAAAGACUGCAGCAAGUGCAGACAACUCCCAACACUUGGAUGUCUUCCUCGCCUUAAGAUUCUAGAGAUGAGUAGAAUGCCUAAUGUGAAUUGUAUAGGCAAUGAGUUCUAUAGUAGCAGUGGCAGUGCAGCAGUACUGUUUCCAGCACUAAAAGAACUCACUCUAUCCAGUAUGGAUGGUCUUGAAGAAUGGAUGGUACCAGGUGUAGAAGGUUAUCAAGUAUUUCCCUGUCUUGAAGAGUUGAGCAUUCGGCAGUGUGGCAAGUUGAGGCAACUCCCAACACUUGGAUGUCUUCCUCGCCUUAAGAUUCUAGAGAUGAGUGAAAUGGGUACUGUAAAAUGUAUAGGCAAUGAGUUCUAUAGCAGCAGUGGCAGCGCAGCUGUACUGUUUCCAACACUAGAAAAACUCACUCUAUCCAUUAUGGAAGGUCUUGAAGAAUGGAUGGUACCAGGUGGAGAAGUUGUUGCAGUAUUUCCUCGUCUUGAAAAGUUGAGUGUUAAGAGAUGUGGUAAGUUGGAAAGCAUUCUGAUACGUCGUCUUUCAUCUCUUGUAGAAUUUGAAAUUGACGAAUGUGAGGAACUGAGAUAUUUGUCUGGUGAGUUUCAUGGCUUCACGUCUCUUCGAGUUUUGAGGAUAUGGAGUUGUUCAAAGCUGGCAUCCAUUCCAAGCGUACAACACUGCACAGCUCUGGUGAAAUUGGGUAUAUGGAGGUGCCGUGAGUUGAUCUCAAUUCCUGGUGAUUUCCGAGAAUUGAAAUGUUCUUUGAAGAAAUUGAAUAUUUAUAGUUGUAAAUUGGGAGCUCUUCCAAGCGGACUACAAUGUUGCGCAUCUCUAGAGGUAUUAUCAAUAAUUGAUUGGAGAGAGCUUAUCCAUAUCAGUGAUUUACAAAAACUGUCUUCGCUUCGAAGAUUAACCAUUCAAUCAUGUGAGAAGCUCAGCGGUAUUGAUUGGCAUGGUUUACGACAAUUGCCUUCUCUUGUUUAUUUACAAAUCACCAGGUGUCGGAGUUUGAGUGAUAUCCCAGAGGAUGAUUGCUUAGGCGGCCUCACCCAACUGGAGGAAUUGAGCAUCGGUGGUUUCUCAGAGGAGAUGGAGGCCUUUCCUACAGGAGUUUUAAACUCAAUCCAACACCUCAACUUGAGUGGGUCCCUUGAAAAACUAGAGAUAUGGGGAUGGGAUAAACUGAAGAGUGUACCCCACCAACUUCAACACCUCACUGCCCUUGAGCGAUUGGAAAUAAGUAAUUUUGACGGGGAGGAAUUUGAGGAAGCUUUGCCAGAAUGGUUAGCCAACCUUUCUUCUCUUCGAUCUCUUUGGAUUGGGGGUUGCAAGAAUCUCAAGUAUCUGCCAAGUUCAACAGCCAUUCAAUGCCUCUCCAAAUUAAAGCAUUUGGAUAUUCAUCGAUGUCGACAUCUAUCAGAAAAUUGUAGAAAGGAGAAUGGCUCUGAGUGGCCCAAGAUUUCUCAUGUCCCAUCAAUCUAUAUGGAGGGUACAUGUGUACAGUGGAACCUCGAAGACUGAAGGAAGUCAUGGAAUGGUUAUUUAAAGCUUUUGCAGAAUAGUGUUUGUCGGGCUGGAUGGUGGAUAAACAUGUGAAUUCACGAAGAUAGAAGAGCUUAAUAUGGGCAUGGAUGUGAAUCUUUAUCUGCAUGCAGUGCAACUUCUAUUACUUUAUAUUAGAUUUUGUUUUUUAACAUUUAAGAAUUCUAUUUUUAUGAGUUUAUAUAUGCUGAUAAAUGUUUUUCAAA